GAAUGAAAGCUGCGGGUCCUGAAACUGUUUUCCAGGCGGUUGAUGACGGUAUUAUAUCAGUGGAGACUCUCCCCUGAACCUAAUGAGCAUGCUUUCACGUCAGCGCACCACCCUCCCCGCGAAACGUCAACUACAGCUUCGAGAGCUGCGAGCUCUUUGAUCACAUUCACCUAGAAUUGAGCUUCCACGCAGAAUCUACGUUUCUUCGCAUCGGAAACGACGCUUGGUUGAAUGGGGUUUCAUACCAAAUAAAUAAUCCGACAUUACUACAGUAGUUUGCAACCUGUCAAAGGUGCACAGCGGAAUUGAAGCCAUAAUGACGAGCACUCGGCAACUGGUACCAGCCCUCCUCCGUACGUCGGCGCCGGCCGUCAGAGGAACAGCCGCGCGACCAGUAUGCGCAAGAUCGGUUCACCGUUCUCUCAGCGCUUCCACCAGGCCCUUCGGUCGGCAAUUGCAGGCGCCUAGACAGCAAAAGCCUCAAUGCCAAAUCUUCCACCAAUGUCGGACUUAUUCAAAACAAUCGAAACCGGUCGAGCCGAAGACAUCGUCCCUUACCUUUGACCAGGUCGAAAGACACGUCCUAGAUAUAAACGAAGGCGCUGAUACGAACACGGUCAUAAUUGACGUUAGGGAACCCCACGAACUCAAGACGACGGGACGCAUUCCCUCUGCUGUCAACAUACCAAUUACGUCACACCCGGACAGCUUCCACAUACCUGCAGACGAGUUCCGGCUCAGGUUCGGCUUCGACCGCCCCGCUCUCGACAAAAAGCUGAUUGUGUACUGCAAGGCCGGUGUCAGAAGUCGGGCUGCCAAGGCCAUGGCCCUUGAUGCUGGGUUCGAGCAUGUCCAUGACUAUCCGGGAAGCUGGCUGGACUGGGCCAAGAACACAGACGAUAUUCAGAAAUGAUGGCAGAUAAGAGGCUACCAGCCAUAUCUUUAUACCUAAACGGGUCCAUCGAUUGUAUAAUUAUCAAUAUAAUAUGACGUUGAACAACACCCAGCCGAGCUUGACGCUUUAGUUUAGUGCGU
Messenger RNA from Pyricularia oryzae 70-15, 1035 nucleotides. RefSeq lists its product as uncharacterized. NCBI's taxonomy places the organism in Eukaryota, Fungi, Ascomycota, Sordariomycetes, Magnaporthales, Pyriculariaceae. Gene Ontology annotation, molecular function: thiosulfate-cyanide sulfurtransferase activity. The transcript is spliced from 3 exons. Gene Ontology annotation, cellular component: mitochondrion. The record is from RefSeq and is a predicted model, not a curated record. The coding region runs from base 317 to 913 and encodes 198 amino acids.